Messenger RNA from Protobothrops mucrosquamatus (brown spotted pit viper), 523 nucleotides. Its product is annotated as cytochrome c oxidase assembly factor 5. The record is from RefSeq and is a predicted model, not a curated record. NCBI's taxonomy places the organism in Eukaryota, Metazoa, Chordata, Lepidosauria, Squamata, Viperidae. Gene Ontology annotation, cellular component: mitochondrion. The transcript is spliced from 3 exons. Gene Ontology annotation, biological process: mitochondrial respiratory chain complex IV assembly. The coding region runs from base 96 to 323 and encodes 75 amino acids.
AUAGGUGAAGAGUGAGCGAAGACGGUAGCCCUCGGGAAGCGCAGUUCUUGCAGCUGAGGAAGUUGCGGAGCCGUGGUGACUCCGUGGACGUCUCGAUGCCGAAAUACUACGAAGGGAAAGAGGAGGACAGGCGGGCGUGCUCCGGGAUACGCGAGGAUCUGAAGUCCUGCCUGCUGGAGUGUCCCUGCGUGAUCGAGGAAGGGAAGAGUGCCAAACAAUGCUUGAAGGAAGGACAUUGCAAAAGUUUGCUGAUUUCCAUGUUUGAAUGCAAAAGGUCAUUGUUGGAUAACAGAACAAGAUUCAGAGGAAUAAAAGGAUAUUGAAGCUGCUUUUUAAGAUGCAAUCUUGGGGAUAUUUUUGGCAGAUUGAAGGACCAAAAUUCUCUGGGAUUCCUUUGACGCUAUUCCUGGAUGUGAUAUAAUGAAAUGAUUGGCACGGUGAAUAUCAGAGGUACUGAACUGAAAAUAAAGUCUGGCGGUUUUAUGGAUAUCAUAUUGUAAAUAAAAUCUUUAAUUUCAACUGA